Messenger RNA from Enhydra lutris kenyoni (northern sea otter), 858 nucleotides. RefSeq names its product UPF0472 protein C16orf72 (gene HAPSTR2). Bases 1 to 858 code for a protein of 285 amino acids. The record is from RefSeq and is a predicted model, not a curated record. NCBI's taxonomy places the organism in Eukaryota, Metazoa, Chordata, Mammalia, Carnivora, Mustelidae. The transcript has a single exon.
AUGGAGGAGCAGCCGAAGGAGGGCGAGGCCGAGGUGGCGGAGCACUGGUUUUCCAAGUGGGAACGCCAGUGCCUGGCCGAGGCCGAGCAGGGGGAGCAGCUGCCCCCCGAGCUGCAGGAGGAGGCGGCCGCGGAGGCAGCGGGGCUCAAGAGCGAGCGGCAGAGGCUGUGGCACCUCUUCCAGAUCUCUGCCACGGCCGUGGCCCAGCUCUACAAGGAUGCCGGGUGCCAACAGCCAGAACUGUCCAUCUGGGACCCCUUCCAGAACGCGGCCAUGGCCGUGACCAGUCUCUACAAAGAGAGCGGGGAUGCCCACCAACGAAGUUUUGACCUGGGCGUCCAGGUCGGCUACCAGCGUCGCAUCAGAGAUGUCCUGGAGUGGGUGAAGAAGGGCCGGAGCACCAUUCUCCGCGAAGACCUGAUCAGCUUCCUGUGUGGCAAGGUGCCCCCCGCACCUCCACCGUCGCGCACCCCCAGGACGCCGCCGAAGCUGUCCGUCGCGGCCGCCGGCCAGGCCGCAGCCACCGGGGCCGGUUCGUCCGUAGACGUCGACCUGCAGCCCUUCCAUGAGGCCAUCGCCUUGCAUGGCCUCAGCGGUGCCAUGGAGAGCAUCAGCGUGAGAUCUGGCGCCCCUGGCUCCCCGCCUCAAGCCAGCGGCGGGGCCACCAAUGGCGUCCCCACCAGUGGCCCUGGAGGUGGGCGCCGAAAAAGUAGCUUCCUGGAGGACGACUUGAACCCCUUCAACUCAGAAGAACCGGCCCUCCGCCUGGACAGUGGGGGGACCCGCAAGCGCACCUCGGCCCAGUGCGGGGAUAGUGUCACAGACUCCCCCACCCACAAGCGCAACCGAAUGGUCUGA